UGUUUUUUUUUGUUUUUUCAUUGUGCCAAAUCUCGACACUACUUUCUUCAUCUUUCCUGCUCCUGUCUGUGCAUCUGCAUCCGGCAGCAUCACUAAAUCCAGCAGCCAAUCAGGUGCCAGCACCAUGUCGGUGUUACCUCUGCUCAGCUGGACGCUGCUGCUCCUGGCUCAGAGCGGCAGCGCGUCUUCGGACGCGGCAUCCCGACUCCAAGCGCCACUGCUCUCUCUGGCCGUGCACCCGGACGCCGCGGCCGCGGCCGCUGCCGCGCAGUGCCCGUCCUGCGCGCUGGCCCGGAUGAGGAGGACCGAGGGGGGCGCGGCGGCUGGACACGACCCGGAGGAGGCUCAGCAGGACGUGGUGGAGGCGGUGAAGCGGCACAUCCUCAACAUGCUACACCUGCAGGCGCGGCCCAACAUCACGCGGCCUGUGCCGCGCGCCGCGCUCCUCAACGCGCUGCGCAAGCUCCACGUGGGGCGCGUGGCAGAGGACGGUAGCGUGCAGAUCGAGGGGGAGGAGGAGGAGCGGGGCCGGGGGGGCCGGGGAGGAGGAGGAAGAGUAGGGGGGGAAGCGGCGGCGAGGGCGGGAGACAGCGGCGACGCGCAGGAGACGACGGAGAUCAUCACCUUCGCCGAGGCUGGCGACUCUCCGGGCAAGGUGAACUUCGUCCUCUCUAAAGAAGGAGGCGACCUGUCUCUGGUGGAGCAGGCCAACGUCUGGCUCUUCCUCCGCCUGGCCAAGACCAAUCGCAGCCGAGCCAAAGUCACCAUCCGCCUCUUCCAGCAGCGCCGGCUCACCAACGGGCACCCGUCUCCGCCGCAGGACGACGUCCUCCUGUCGGAGAAGACCGUGGACACGCGCCGUAGCGGCUGGCACACCUUCCCGGUGUCCGCGGCCGUGCAGGCGCUGCUACAGAGCGCCGACGGCAGCACGCUGAGCCUGCGGGUGUCCUGCCCGCUCUGCGCCGACGCGGGCGCCACGCUCGUCCUUGUCUCCUCGCAGACGUCCCAGCGCGCCAACCAGCGGGAGCAAUCCCACCGGCCGUUCCUCAUGGCCGUGGUGCGGCCGGAGGAGAGCAGCGAGGCCCGUCGGCGCAGGAAGCGCGGCCUGGAGUGCGACGGGAAGGUGCGCGUCUGCUGCAAGCGCCAGUUCUACGUCAACUUCAAAGACAUCGGCUGGAACGAUUGGAUCAUCGCGCCGCCAGGCUACCACGCCAACUACUGCGAGGGCGAGUGCCCGUCCCACGUGGCGAGCAUCACGGGCUCCACGCUGUCCUUCCACUCCACGGUCAUCAGCCACUACCGCAUGCGCGGCUACAGCCCCUUCCAGAACCUGCGCUCGUGCUGCGUGCCCACGCGGCUACGAGCCAUGUCCAUGCUGUACUACAACGAGGAGCAGAAGAUCAUCAAGAAGGACAUCCAGAACAUGAUCGUGGAGGAGUGCGGCUGCUCGUAAAAAAAACUAAAACACGGAAACCCUGAAUCGGUCCGGAGAGAACUGGACUGGAGGGGAACCAGAGAACCAGAGAGAGAGAG
Messenger RNA from Sander lucioperca (pikeperch), 1533 nucleotides. RefSeq names its product inhibin subunit beta Aa (gene inhbaa). Lineage: Eukaryota; Metazoa; Chordata; Actinopteri; Perciformes; Percidae. Gene Ontology annotation, biological process: SMAD protein signal transduction; BMP signaling pathway. The record is from RefSeq and is a predicted model, not a curated record. Bases 125 to 1453 code for a protein of 442 amino acids. The transcript is spliced from 2 exons. Gene Ontology annotation, cellular component: extracellular region. Gene Ontology annotation, molecular function: growth factor activity; cytokine activity.